This is a messenger RNA of Ipomoea triloba (trilobed morning glory), 2073 nucleotides long. RefSeq lists its product as uncharacterized. Gene Ontology annotation, molecular function: RNA-DNA hybrid ribonuclease activity; nucleic acid binding. The transcript has a single exon. NCBI's taxonomy places the organism in Eukaryota, Viridiplantae, Streptophyta, Magnoliopsida, Solanales, Convolvulaceae. The coding region runs from base 1 to 2073 and encodes 690 amino acids. The record is from RefSeq and is a predicted model, not a curated record.
AUGGGUAAUGUUUAUAAUGUUUUCAAAUACUGUAUUGCGUACUUUUUAUUUGAUGAUAGCCUUCUGUUCUUUAAGGCUAACGCACAGGAGGCAGGGGCUGUUAGGCAGUGUCUUAUUGAGUAUGAAAACAUGUCGGGGCAGGCUGUCAACUUUCAUAAGUCAAGUGUUUGCUUUAGUAGGAACACUUCACAGGCUGUCAGGAUUGAAGUGGCUGCAGUGUUGGGGGUAGUUCAGGCUCCUAAUUUUGGAAAAUAUCUGGGCCUCCCAUCUUUUAUUGGAAGAGAAAAGAAGGCUGUGUUCUCAUACAUUGAGGAUAAGAUCAAGCAGAGGAUUGGUUCAUGGAGCAAAAGGUUGAUCUCGCAGGCAGGGAAAGAGGUUCUCCUUAAGAGUGUUGCUCAGUCAAUGCCUACGUUUUCUAUGAGUGUUUUUCUGCUGCCUGCUUCGGUCUGUUUAUCUAUUGAAAGAGUUAUGAACAGGUAUUGGUGGGGUGCUGGGAGUGAAAGAGGUAUUCAUUGGAAGGCCUGGGAUCGCUUGUGUAUUCCCAAGAAGUAUGGUGGUUUGGGAUUUAAGGAUUUAAGAGCUUUCAACCUGGCUAUGCUAGGUAAACAAGCCUGGAGAUUCCUAACCCGGCCUCAAUCACUGGUGGCAAGAAUUUAUAAAGCCAGGUAUUUCCCCAAGUCCUCGUUUAUUGAUGCCUCUCUGGGUAGUAACCCAAGUUUCUGCUGGAGAAGUAUCAUGACUGCCCAUGAGCUAGUUUGUAGUGGUGUGAGGAGGAGAAUUGCAGAUGGAACGUCCACUCUCAUAUGGGGCCACCCCUGGCUGCCAGAUGAGUCUGGACCUAUGAUUCAGACCCCCAUGCCUGCGGAGCUCGAAGGUUCUUUGGUUUCUGGCCUUAUUGACCCCAACUCAGGUACCUGGGAUCCCUCUAUUUUACAGGAUAUUUUUACCACAUCAGAUGUUGCUCGCAUCCGGAGGGUCCCGGUUAAUCUACAUUAUGAAGAUUCAUGGUUUUGGUACGGGGACCCUAGAGGGUGUUAUACGGUAAAAGAGGGCUAUAGAUGCAUUAUUGGGGAGGUUGUGUGGCAGCCAGGUACCUAUGCUAAAUGGUUACAGCUAUGGAAAAUUAAAUGCCCUGCUAAAUGGAAGAUGUUUCUAUGGAGAGCUCUAUCUAAUGUUCUUCCCACCACAACUAACUUGAUUUUAAAGAGAGUGGAAGUGGAUCCAACAUGCCCAAUGUGUGGUCUUUCCAAUGAGAAUAUUAUGCAUUCACUCCUCCUGUGUGAUUACACCAAACUAGUUUGGCAUGAGUCCUCCUUGAAUGUAUCUAGUGUGAUAGGGGAUGAUUUUGUUGAAUGGUUCACAAAUGCCAUGACAAUGCUAACGGAUGAUGCUAUGUUUGUUGCUAUAGCAGUCCUCUAUCAUAUUUGGAAGGCUCGGAAUACGUCCGUGUGGGAUCGGCAGCUUCCGCGACCGGCUGCCGUGUGGCGGAUGGGCACACUCCGCGGCACUCGCAUGGCGGCAAGUCCAUGGCGCGGCAGUGUCACAGCAGCAGCAAGUCAGAUUCAUGGGGGAGUGUCAUCGCAGCAGCAACAUCAUGCAACGUCCAUACAGCCAGACGGAGGACUUGUUCGGUGCUUCUUCGACGCCAGUUACCAUCCGCACUCCAAAUCGGCUGCAGUAGGGGCGGUGUUGGUGACGCACAACGACGAGUUCAUUGCCGCAUUCAAUGCCCGGCUCUCGUCAUGCUUCUCACCACUCAUGGCGGAAGCUUUGGCCUGCAAAGAGGUUCUGUCAUGGCUCAAGGAUUGUAACAUUGACUCGGUGCACAUUCUUACCGACUGCUCUACACUCAGGAAUCUCCUAAUGUCAUCUCACACGAGUCUCUAUUCUUAUGUUGGUUUUUCAGUAUAUGCCUCUAAGACGAUUAUUUCAUCUUUCAAUAUUUGUUCAGUUCUCUUAACUCCUAGAGCUAAUAACCACAGGGCUCACAUUCUAGCUACUUUGGCUAUUGCUCAGGAGGAACCCAUGUACUGGGACUCUGUCCCACCUGACUCUAUUUCUGAUUUGAUCUAA